Messenger RNA from Salvelinus sp. IW2-2015, 918 nucleotides. RefSeq names its product alpha-ketoglutarate dehydrogenase component 4. Gene Ontology annotation, biological process: 2-oxoglutarate metabolic process. Gene Ontology annotation, molecular function: oxoglutarate dehydrogenase (succinyl-transferring) activity. The record is from RefSeq and is a predicted model, not a curated record. NCBI's taxonomy places the organism in Eukaryota, Metazoa, Chordata, Actinopteri, Salmoniformes, Salmonidae.
AAUCUCUAGGCUGACUGAAAGAGAAGGUUAUAUGCCUAUGCUAGCUGCGUUUGUCAUUGACAUUUGGUUCACCAUUGUCUAUAGUGCUUAUUUUAACAUGUAAAACAAGGUUKAUUUUCAAUGGGCACUGAAUAGCUKAAAUUGGUUGAUGGAAUUUGUCUGCUACCAGCAUUUUGUCCGAUUAAUUAAGAACGGUUUUCUUGUGCUAUUCUUAGAAAUCAACUCGGUGCAAACAAACGUCAUGGUUUGACAGUAUGGCCUGGGAAACUGACCUGAACGUUUAUUUUGUUUUCGAAUAAUAUAACCUACUUUCAGCUGKCAGCAUCAAGCCAAAGGAACUGAGGAUUGUUUUCACCCGGAAGAAGACCCGCGAGGACAUGGGUGGCAAAGUCAGUAGCAAAAUGGCUGCAGUUGGACGGGUGGUACAGGUACGCUUGUCAAACUUGGAUAUUUAUCGCUCUGCAACAACACUUGUAACUCAAGCUGUGAAACCUCAUGCUCCGCUAAUGAAGUUUCCCAGCAGAGAGGGGGUCCCCAGGCUGAAUGUCCAAGAGACUCUUAAAACAUUAGCAGUCGGCUCUCCUAGUUCACCGCCGCUGUUAUCGAGACCCCCCGGACCUGUCACUCUACUCUCUGGAACCCCAGACAGUGUGGCCACAGUGAAGGAACUCCCCCAGAGAUACCGCAGGAGGGCAUUGGAAACAGACGAGAUGGACUAUAUUCAGCGUGGUGGACCAGAGUGAUGUUAAGUGACUCCGUGAAUGCAACCAAAGUCCUUACCUGUGGAAAUAAGUUUGUGUUUUUGCCUAAUUUUGUUCCCCAACAAGAGAACCUGCUGCCACACCUCAGACGUCAUGCAGAAUAAAGAUACUAUAAUAACUGAAACUGUACAAAUAAAGUAUAUUUUUAAAGAUGUGA